GGCUUACUCACCAAAAGUAUCACCUCAAGCUCAAUGCAGUACACCCAUUCUCAUCGCGGUUUACCUGCCUUAUGUUGAUCGCGUUACAUUGUCUUUGGCAGUAGGUUCCGUACCAGCGGCGCGCUCAUCAAUCCUUCAGAUAGAAGAUCAAGCGAAACAAGAGAGAACAGUCAUCACAAAAAGAAAGACCAUGGGACUACCGGCAAUGAGACCCCUCCUGCUAGCGGGCGGCAAGUCGACCCGGAUGGGCACACCCAAACACCUCCUCCGGAUGCCCGACGGAACACCCCUGUACCGGCGGCAGCUGCAACUGCUACGCACCAUCUUCCCGGAGCCGCAGACGAUCUUCAUCUCGCUGGCGCAGGAGUCCGAGACAGACGAGUUCCUCGACGAGCUGCUGGCGCAGGCCGCCAACCAGUCUGCCGAAGUGGAGGACUGCAAGACGCCGCCGCCGAGGAUACAGGUUCUACGCGACUUCCGGCCCGCAAAUCCGGACGCAAAGCAUGCUACUGCCGGCGGCGACAGUGGCCCCGCCGCGGGACUUUUAGCGGCGUACCGCUACGACGCGUGGGCGUACUGGGUGGUGCUGGCGUGCGAUUACCCUCUGAUCCCGGCAGAAGCCUUCUUCCACCUGUUCGUCAAGCGCGACGCCGUGCCCGUAACGUGUUUCCGCACCGCCGAGGGGGUAUGCGAGCCGCUGCUGGCGAUCUGGGCGCCGCCUGCGCUGUCGCGUUUGGCGGAGCGGGUCGCGCGGGGGCAUCCGCGGCCCGAGGAGACGGCGAGGGAGCUUGACGGGUUGAUGGUUGAUGCGCCGGCGGGAUGCGAGUGGUGGUUGACGAAUGUGAAUACGAUGGAGGAGUGGGUGAAGGCUGUGGAGGAGAUGAAGUUGGGGCCGCUUGGGAGGGGGGGAAUUGCGCCGGAGGGUAUUAUUGGAGAUGUUGUGUAGGAAAAUUAAACUUCAUCACUCUUAUUAACAUAUUGACUAGCGAGCGUUGAUA
Colletotrichum scovillei is the source of this 998-nucleotide messenger RNA. Its product is annotated as molybdenum cofactor biosynthesis protein C. NCBI's taxonomy places the organism in Eukaryota, Fungi, Ascomycota, Sordariomycetes, Glomerellales, Glomerellaceae. Gene Ontology annotation, molecular function: nucleotidyltransferase activity. Bases 191 to 946 code for a protein of 251 amino acids. The record is from RefSeq and is a predicted model, not a curated record. The transcript has a single exon. Gene Ontology annotation, biological process: Mo-molybdopterin cofactor biosynthetic process.